AAUGAAGUACAAGAAGAAGAAUCAUACCUCAGCGUCAAGCUCCAAAUUGUCAACAAUGGUGAGGAGGAGAAGCACGACACUCACCUGGUUUUUCCUCAUCUUUCUCUCUCUAAUAGCCUUUGGCAUCUUUGUCCCUGUCUUUGCUCUUCUACCUCCUCUCUCUUCCCACUCUCCCCACCAACAACUGCAGCACCAUCCCAGCACCAAAAGGAAUCAGGAUCAUGCCAAAAAGUUUGAAAUUUCAGAGGACAAGUUCUGGAAGGAUGGUCAGCCUUUCCAGAUCAUUGGGGGUGACUUGCACUAUUUCCGGGUUCUUCCUGAGUACUGGGAAGAUAGGUUGUUGAGAGCAAAGGCAUUGGGAUUAAAUACGAUUCAAACUUAUGUUCCCUGGAACCUACAUGAACCAAGAGCUGGUAUUUUGGAUUUUGACGGUAUUGCAGAUUUGGUUGCAUUUCUCAAACUCUCCCAGAAGCUGGGUAUGCUUGUAAUGCUUCGACCUGGACCAUAUAUAUGUGCAGAGUGGGAUUUGGGAGGUUUCCCUCCUUGGUUACUUGCCAUCAAUCCAGCUCCCAGACUACGAUCAUCAGAUCCCAUUUUCCUUCAGUUGGUUGAUACAUGGUGGGGAAUCCUGCUUCCAAAGGUAGCUCCCCUUCUUUAUGGAAGUGGAGGUCCUGUUAUAAUGGUUCAGAUUGAAAACGAAUUUGGAUCAUAUGGGAACGACAAAGCUUAUCUUCAUCACCUGGUGUCAGUGGCUAGAAAGCACCUUGGGGAAGAUGCAAUUUUGUAUACCACAGAUGGAGGUUCAAGGGAAACACUAGAGAAAGGAACAAUUCGUGGAGAUGCUGUCUUUUCAGCUGUUGAUUUCACUACUGGUGAUGAUCCUUGGCCUAUAUUUGAGUUGCAAAGGGAGUUCAAUGCCCCUGGGAAAUCACCACCACUUUCUUCAGAGUUUUACACAGGCUGGCUUACACAUUGGGGAGAGAAGAAUGCGCAGACUGAUGCUGCUUUUACAGCAGCUGCCUUGAAAAAGAUUUUGGAAAGAAAUGGUUCUGCAGUGCUUUAUAUGGCACAUGGGGGAACAAACUUUGGGUUUUAUAAUGGAGCAAAUACCGGUUCAGACGAGUCUGAUUACAAGCCCGACCUCACUUCCUAUGAUUAUGAUGCACCGAUCAGGGAAUCUGGGGAUGUAAACAAUGCAAAAUUCAAAGCAAUUAGGAGGGUCGUAGAGCAACACAGUCUAGGAUCUAUCCCUGCAGUUCCAGCCGAUAAUGAGAAGAAAGCAUAUGGAUCCAUUCACGUAACUAAAACAGGGACUUUAUUUGAUAUGAUCCAUUACUUUGAUAUGGUUGAAUCCGAGAGCCCAAUAUCUAUGGAGUCAGCGGGACAGAUGUUUGGAUUUAUGUUAUACGUGACUGAGUAUGCUGCAAAAGACAAUGGUGGCGGAGUUGUAUCCAUACCAAAGGUGCAUGACAGAGCCCAAGUUUUUGUAAUGUGCUCUUCUGAAGAUGGUCAUGGAAGACCAAAAUAUGUUGGCACUUUUGAAAGAUGGUCAAAUCAACCUCUAACCCUUCCUAAUACGAAAUGCCGCUCUAACAUCAGCUUAUUUGUGUUGGUUGAAAACAUGGGCCGUCUAAAUUAUGGACCAUAUAUCUUUGACAGGAAGGGUAUUCUGUCUCCUGUUUAUCUUGAUGGGAGAAUUCUCCGAAGAUGGAAAAUGCAUUUGAUACCUAUAGGAAAUCUGAAUGAGGUUCCUAAAAUCAAUCCCAUAAUUCAGGCUUCACAUUCUGGAGUCAUUACUAUGUCAGCGCGCAAAAGAUUAAAACCGAAAAAGUCUGGGAAUGAUUCGAACGUGCCAGCAUUCUAUGCUGGAUAUAUUUCUAUCAGCAAAGAAGACGAAAUCAAAGAUACAUUCAUAUCAUUGAGUGGCUGGGGUAAAGGGAUAGUGACUAUUAACAAUUUCAACAUCGGAAGAUUUUGGCCGUUAAGGGGACCGCAGUGUAACCUCUAUGUUCCUGCUCCUGUCCUUCGGCGUGGGAAUAAUGUUGUGGUCAUAUUUGAGUUAGAGUCCCCAAACCCGGAGCUUGUGGUACGCUUUGUUGAUCAGCCAGACUUCACUUGUGGUCCAGGGAAAUCGAAUGUACAUCAGCUUUAGUGCCACUGUUAACAUGAGAUGUUCGUGUAUGAAAACAUGGAGAACCGGACUGUAUAUCUCCAUUUAGAAAUGCUGGUCCUCCGGAAUAUUUUACUAUCGUGUUUGUCGAUUAUAAUUAACAGAGUAGCAGUGUACAAGGUUUCAUGUUCGAUAGGAAAAACAAGAAAAUCAAAGAAACCUGUGUUGUACAGAUUGUAUGUGGAGUAACUAGAGAUUAAUUAAGAAGUCAUCUCGUUUA
Molecule: messenger RNA, 2390 nt
Organism: Pyrus x bretschneideri (Chinese white pear)
Lineage: Eukaryota; Viridiplantae; Streptophyta; Magnoliopsida; Rosales; Rosaceae
Product: beta-galactosidase 17
Exons: 19
Coding region: 2-2152 (716 amino acids)
Biological process (GO): carbohydrate metabolic process
Cellular component (GO): vacuole
Molecular function (GO): beta-galactosidase activity
Source: RefSeq, a predicted model, not a curated record